AUUGAGUGACCUAGCUAGGGGCGCUUCCAAGGUCACUGGUGUUUAGUGUUUCAGUCGCUGGAUGGCAUCCAGGACUCUAAGCUUAUUCCAGAAAGGUGGAAGAGUCUUAAAGGGGUGCUCAAUAAGUACCCUAAGGCUUGCAGUAGAUGGGGAUAUUAAGCUUGCUAAACCUCCUCGUUUUGAUUACUUUGCCAGAGGGGAUAAUGUACUGAGUGCGAUUUUUGACAGGGCUGGAAAUCGCUUUAACGAUAACACCAAAGUAAUACUUGUCGAAGGUAAUAUCGCCUCUGGAAAAUCCAAUGUCGCCGCUAAGUUGGCUGAACAAUUUGGUAUGGCAUAUUUUCCCGAUCCGACAGAAGACGAUAUAUAUGUCAAUAAAAUGGUGGACCCACCCUUUGAUUUCCGUUGCCAUAACUGCUUACUUCCUGAUUUCGCGAAAUAUUAUACAUGCGAAAUGUUUUGGAAUGAACCAGACCUGGUGAAAAAUGGAAAAGGCUUGUUCCUCCAGUACCAUUUCUACUUGAGACGUUACUGGAACUAUUUGACAGCAUUAUGUCACUUAUUCAAUACAGGACAAGGAGUAGUUAUUGAUCGAGGUCCUUUCUCGGAGUUCGCAUUCGCUGAUGCCAUGCAUAAAUGCAAUUAUCUCUCAGAGCGUGGACUACUUUGGUUCAAACAGAAUCAUGCAUUGACUGUCCCAAAUCUCUGGAAACCUCAUAUAUUAGUUUAUAUUAAGGCUCCCAUCUCGCAAAUACGUGAACGGAUAAAGAAACGUAAUAUUCCGUGGGAAGUGAAUGCACGCAAUCUAACUGAUGACUUUUUAAAUGCUUACGAAGAUAUCCUUGGAAAGUAUUAUCUAGAUCAUAUGAAUCGUUAUUGUUAUGUACUCACAGUGGAUGGUUCAUCGACAAAUGUUUAUGACGACGACGACAUUCGUAUUAUUGCACAAAAUGCUACAGAAUUCGAUUUGAGCGGUGAUCAUUUACUACGUGAUAAUUAUAAAAUACUCGAAUGGAGAAGAGGUUUGAAAUAUGAUCGAACUUUACGGGACUGUAGAUCUGCUUUCUCAAAUGCUUAUUGGAAAUUUACAAGUGUUUUUGACAAAGUGGAACAACCUAUGGAUCUAUCUGAAUUGGUGUAUAGUUAUGAAGCCCAAGAAAUGCAAGGCACAGCCAUUCAGCUGGAUCCACGUACCACUUUUGUACCAGAGUUCAAUCCCAAGUAUAAGAGUUUAAUGUCAAUUCUGUUCAAUCCAUGGAUUCGUGCACGAAAUUUUAGAUCUGAUCUGCCUAAGAACUACAUAUGGAAUUAAACAAUUGCCUUCUCGUCAUUAUCAACAUCGUCAAAAUGGAAGGAUGAAUUAAAAAAGCUUAGAUAUGGGCGAUCAGAGUUAUUACAAUUCGUCAUCAGCUCACUGAAAGACAACCUCGUUACCAAUUCUUCUUCUUCUUCAUUCUCUUCACCAUCGCCUUCUUCUUUGCCUUCUUUCUUCUUGUAGAUGAAUCCAGUUAUAUAAGAUGGAUUGAUUGCCUAGCUGGUGACAAAUGCACUCUUGUUCUCUCUCUCUUGAUCGAUUAGUAACACUUUCUGAUGUGAAAAUGCUCAUUGUGUGUGUAUAGAUGCUACCUUUUCGUUCUCUUCUAGUUGAGGUAUUUUAACAGGGGUUUUGUUUGGAUUGGAUCAGUUUCUUGUGUUGUGUAUAUCUGCGUAGAAUUUCUUUUAGUUAUUUUAUGUUACUUAUGAGUAGGAUGUAAUUAUAAACAUAAUUCUUUUGUGUGAUACUACUAGUUCCCUAUUUAUGAAUUUUGUUAGACAAAGCAAUAAGAAGACGUAAUUUGUCUGAAUCGUGUAUUGUAUGUAUUUGGGCGCAUAACGCAUUUCGAACAAUCAGAUCACACUCCACUUACUUGUCAUAGA
Trichobilharzia szidati is the source of this 1917-nucleotide messenger RNA. NCBI's taxonomy places the organism in Eukaryota, Metazoa, Platyhelminthes, Trematoda, Strigeidida, Schistosomatidae. The record is from the annotation of a GenBank genome assembly.